Messenger RNA from Alternaria alternata, 1288 nucleotides. RefSeq lists its product as hypothetical. The transcript has a single exon. NCBI's taxonomy places the organism in Eukaryota, Fungi, Ascomycota, Dothideomycetes, Pleosporales, Pleosporaceae. The record is from RefSeq and is a predicted model, not a curated record. The coding region runs from base 430 to 813 and encodes 127 amino acids.
CUCGUAGUUCGUACACGCAGAUAAGCGAGUACGCGAUCCGGCACUAGUCUUGGACGGGCAAGCCUAGCACAGUACGGAAAAGCGGAGCAACGACGUCCCAUCCAACGCAUUAGCAGGAAUACAGAUGUCUUAGCAGGAGAGCAAGAGCCUUGGUUUCCGCGCGUAUGCACGGUUUUACUCGUACUGCGUGUCUGUUUAGCCCAUACAUAUGAGCCGCGAGGCUGUGUGAACAUUGCAAACUCCUCGGCGGGGGUGAAGAGGUAUAUCAUACAUAUAUAGGACAGGGCGAUAAUUUUUUGAGACAACUGCGAGACCUUGUUUUAUCCCUAUAAUUCGUCGCAUUGCUUAGCCCAAGAAGACUCACUCGGGACCAACGAUAACAACGACACUUCGAAUGCACUUCCACCCCGCUACGCCAAAGCUUCAACUAUGAAUCCCUUCGCUGGCUUAUCCGCAUAUGCGGACCGCUUCAACCGCACCAUUCACAUCGCGCAGGCCAUUCUCGUGCUUGGAGCCUUUAUCACCGGAUGCGCACUGCUCGCCGACUCGUCGAUGCCACGCGGGCGCUCCACCACGCUGGUGCUUGUCUACUCGAUCAAAUCCGCCUUGUUCUUAUUGUUCCAGUAUCUCACCACACAUGUGGAUCGGUACCUCCGGUUCGCCAGCCCACGAGUGAACUUCUUCCUCGAUGCGCUCGAUUGCUUGCUUUGGUUUACGGCUUUCAUCAUCUCGUGUUUGGGCGGCAAGCGCUGCAUGGGCAGUAGCUGUACAAAUAUUGGGAUCGCGGCCGCGCUUGCGCUGUUUUUGGGGUAAUUGGUCCAAUCCAAGGUGGCAUGUGAAUUGAAACUAUAUACUGACCAGCGUAGUGUGUCAUAUUUCAUUACGUCCGUUGGCAUCAGUUGGCCUAAAUGGAGAGGGAGCAAGAAAGUCCAGCAUGUGGAGCAGGUGUGAAAGCGUCAGUUACAACCGUCGGCGAUCGCUUUGUUGCAAGGCGGAGAGGAGGCUACGGAAUCACUGCGUUGCAUCUUGACCUGACUAUAUCCAACACAACUUACGCGCAACCCACAUGCGCAUCUAGACCGCGAUUUUCUCACUAGCAGCCAUAUCAUGGUCGCCGCGCUCAGCAACCACGCUAUAGCAGCGUAUUUUCAAUUGCUCGACGUAGGUGGCUCGAACUAGAAGAGAAUGAACAUCGAGUGUGCACGCAGCAGCACAAAUCUGACAAGUUGAUCCGUCUCUGAGACAGCAGUUGGAUUGGACGAAACAUAACCAUUUACAAUGAUUCUUC